CCAGGGCUCCCUGAUUGAACCAGGUUAACAGCCCCAAUCAGGGAACUCCUAUUCUGUGCAGUCCACCUGGCUGACCUUGUUACAAUCAUUACAGUAACGCUGGGUAUUCUGCUGAUCCAGGGGCUUGGUGUUUUUUGUGUAGUGACUCUGUGAUGACCGAGUCUAACCUGGGAGCCCUGACCAGCAGUGCUGCAGUGUCGGGCAGAGCAUGAAUUCAGUAACCGUGCCUGCUAUAUAUUUACCGGAGCAUAGGAAUAGGCUGUGGGAACACUGUGGUGUAGCUUACCAUCACUGUAAUUGAAUUUUAAACAGAAAUACAACCUAAUUUAACCUAGACUGGUAUUGAAUGUGCCACAUGGCUAGAGCCUAUUUGCUGAUUCCACCUGACCAGUCUGACCCUCUCUGAAACCAUUCAACAUUCUUUUCGCACUCCUGUCCUUAUCCCUAUUCUCCUUUUUUUAAAGCACCACCAAGUAGUGCCCCGGUCUCCCCACUGUCUGGAUGAAGAUAUUUCUCCUGAAUUUCCAUUUAGAUUUGUUAGUGACUCCCUGUCUCAUUUUGAAUGCCCAUGGUUUCAGAUUCUCCCAGAAAUGGAAACGUCAUCUCUAGGUCUGCACCCCCCCACCACCUCGUGGAAACAUCUUCUCUACAUCUCCUCCCAUGGAAACAUCUUCUCUACGUUCCCCAUCCCCCUCGCCCCCACCAUGGAAACAUCUCCUCUAUGAUUUCCCCACACCCACCCCACACUAUGGAAACAACUUCUCUGCAUCUCCCCACACCCUUACUGUGAACACUUCUGAGUGACCCCUUGCCUUUUCCGAAAGGGGAAGUGUGCACCAGUCUGUCCAAAACAGCCCAAGGAUGUCACUUUCUGUUUGGUGUACUGUACCAUCAGACUACAGACGGUCCUCAGUAUCAGCCUGUAGUCCUGUUGAUGGUUAGACAGUUUGUGCACCAGGCUGUCCCGGUGAAUGGGGAGGGGUGGCGGUGGUGGUGGUGUCUAGGUGGGACAGGGGGUUCACUGGAGGACAUUGGAAGGAGCACGGCUCCCAGUUGGUGCCCUGGUGUUGAUGUUGCCUGUGGAUUGAUGAGCAGCUGGAAGACAACCGAGUGGAGUGCGUGCUCAGUGACGUGUGGGAGAGGGCAGCAGACCAGGUCCGUGUUCUGUACCUUGUCGAAGCCGGGUCAAGGGGAGAUGGUUCGGGAUGACUCAGAGUGUGCUGCAGUGACAGCGAAGCCCCUCACACACCAGGCCUGCAACCUGCUGCAGUGUGCCAGCUGGAGGACCACUGACUGGACUGAGUGUUCGGUAUCAUGUGGUGAGGGUGUCCAGAUUAGGUCAGUCUCCUGCGUCAUGGAGUCGGGCAGCCAGCUUCCAGACUUUGCCUGCCUGGCUCAGACGAAGCCGUCCGUGGUCCGAGCUUGUCUUCUCAAAUCCUGCACAGAUGUCUUCUCAUGGUACAUUGGGGCUUGGAGCACGUGUUCAGUCACAUGUGGAGAGGGUACUCAGAGCAGGCCGGUGUCCUGUAUGUCCCACUCAGGUGGUAAAGUGCCAGACUUUGCGUGCUCUGCUCAGAUGAAGCCCUCAUCCACCCAGCCCUGUGUCCGGGAUAACUGCAGCAAGUUCUUCUCUUGGCACGUGGGUGCCUGGGGUCUG
Molecule: messenger RNA, 1657 nt
Organism: Rhincodon typus (whale shark)
Lineage: Eukaryota; Metazoa; Chordata; Chondrichthyes; Orectolobiformes; Rhincodontidae
Product: papilin-like
Exons: 3
Biological process (GO): extracellular matrix organization
Cellular component (GO): extracellular matrix
Molecular function (GO): metalloendopeptidase activity
Source: RefSeq, a predicted model, not a curated record